Messenger RNA from Setaria italica (foxtail millet), 2375 nucleotides. Its product is annotated as heat stress transcription factor A-2c. The transcript is spliced from 4 exons. Lineage: Eukaryota; Viridiplantae; Streptophyta; Magnoliopsida; Poales; Poaceae. Gene Ontology annotation, cellular component: nucleus. Gene Ontology annotation, biological process: regulation of transcription by RNA polymerase II. Gene Ontology annotation, molecular function: DNA-binding transcription factor activity; RNA polymerase II cis-regulatory region sequence-specific DNA binding. Bases 303 to 1472 code for a protein of 389 amino acids. The record is from RefSeq and is a predicted model, not a curated record.
CGCCCUCCGCUCUUCUCCCGCAACCGGGUUCACCGACCUCUUUUUUUUUUCACAGCGCAGAAAUAUCUCCCCCCUCUCCCCUUUCGCUUCCACUCCCCCCAAAACCCAGCAACAACACCACAGCAGCAAGUAUCCCAAGAGAUUCCCUCCGCGAUUCGCCACUUGUCCGAGCGAUUCGACCCCCCGAUCGCGCGAAUCGAGUUCUUUGCCGCAAUCGGGGGUUCCUUUUCGACCAAAGGAAACUCAAUCGGGGAGUCCUUGGCUGCCGCGGGCCGAGUGAGUUCUUGGCGGCGGCUGGGGCCAUGGACCCGUCGGCGGCGGCCGCGGGCAUUGUGAAGGAGGAGCUCCUGGAGCAGCAGCCGCUUCAGGACGGCGUGGCGGGGGGCGGCCGGGACGCGCCGCGCCCGAUGGAGGGGCUGCACGAGGUCGGGCCCCCGCCGUUCCUGACCAAGACGUUCGACCUGGUAGAGGACCAGGCCACCGACGCCGUCGUCUCCUGGAGCCGCGCCGGCAACAGCUUCGUCGUCUGGGACCCGCACGUCUUCGCCGACACGCUGCUCCCGCGUCUCUUCAAGCACAGCAACUUCUCCAGCUUCGUCCGACAGCUCAACACCUAUCUAGAUGGAACAAGAUACUGGAUGAAGUACAAGCUAUGUUACACGGAUACUCCGAUACGGAUACGGAUACGCGAUACGGGCUUCAGAAAGGUCGAUCCUGACAGGUGGGAGUUUGCAAAUGAGGGUUUCCUCAGGGGUCAAAGGCACCUACUGAAGACAAUAAAGAGAAGGAAGCCGUCAUCAGCUGUGCCACAAUCACAUCAGCAGCAGGCUCCCGCUUCUUGCUUGGAGGUUGGUGAGUUCGGAUUUGAGGAAGAGAUUGACAGGCUGAAGCGUGACAAGAACAUCUUAAUCACAGAAGUAGUAAAGCUAAGGCAGGAGCAGCAAACUACUAAAGAUCAUGUGAGAGCCAUGGAAGAGAGGCUACGUGUGGCUGAGCAGAAGCAGGUACAGAUGAUGGGGUUCUUGGCAAGAGCAAUGAGGAAUCCAGAAUUCUUCCAGCAGUUGGUCCAGCAGCAAGAUAAGAGGAAGGAACUUGAGGAUGCCAUCUCAAAGAAAAGGCGGCGACCAAUUGACAACACUCCAUUCUACAGCCCUGGGGAAACAAGUCAGACCGAGCCGCUUGAUUCACAGUUCGUGUUCGAUUCGGGUGUGCUUGAUGGGCUCAGUGAACCUGGAAUGCCUGAGCUGGAGAAUUUAGCAGUAAACAUUCAAGAGCUUGGAAAGGGAACUACAGAUAGUGUAAAGAUGGAUCAAGCUAAUGGCCAAUCAGAGCUGAAUGAUGACUUCUGGGCAGAGCUGUUGAUCGAAGAUUUUGGAGACAAGGCAGGGCAGUCAGAGUUGGAGGCAAGACCCGAAGAUGUGGAUGACCUUGCUCAGCAAUUGGGGUAUCUGAGUUCUUCUAGCCCAAAGUAGAGUUGUGUUCGUAAUGGUUCACCUGACAGUUACUGGUGCAGCUUUCUGUACUAUUGCAGAUCAUCUUGAACUACCUGGUACACUUCAAAUUCAACGACAAACUGUUAGAAUAGCUGAACUUAGCGAGUAGUGACAUUUUGUUCUAUUCAUCUUGCUGGAAUAUGCAGGAGUGAAGAUUAGAGUAGUGGCGGAUCUUGCCGACGUGGCUGACAACUAAUGAUGAUAUAUAUUUGUUUUCUUCUUCAAGCUGUUCCCAUUUAUGUUUGUGCAAUUGCAUUUUCAAAUUUACUCCUCUGUUUUUCCUGCUUAGUGCUUACUCCUCUGAAGCAUUCUCAAUUGCUCCUUAUUCAGUUGACUGGUGGAGAUGUACGGCCCUUCUCAGGUGUUCAUAUAUGGGAGAUCAAGGGCAUAUAGAUACCACUACUUUGACACUGCUGGCUCAGUGCUGUGAGAGAUCCGUGAGGUCUUGGCUAACCUCUCCACGCUGACUGGCAAAUUGCUCCUAAUGACGGUGACUGCCAAAGAGGUCCUAUAGAAAGACCGACGAAGACAUACAGCUGUUAUCAGCUCUUAUCCGAUAGCUCCUACAGGCGGCGGAAGCUGUGGAAGUGCUCUACCGUAACAUACACCAGUCAUUGCACGUUGCAGGUGUCCUGUCGUGGACUUUGGUCAGGUUCUGGCAUUUGGGUUGUAGGUUGAGAGUACUUGAGUCACUUUCUAUGUGCUGAUUGCUGAAGACAUCCUUAGCUUGCUGUUGAACUGGUAUAAGCAUGAUGUUUUUGUUCACGCACCAGUGUCAUAAUCCUUGUACAUCAAGUUGCAAAAUAGGACCAAACUUGAACAAUAUAGUAUCUCCGUUUUUUCUUUCUUGAUGAUUCAAUUCUAUUCAUGUUUUUCUGGACU